This is a messenger RNA of Mugil cephalus (flathead mullet), 2170 nucleotides long. RefSeq lists its product as uncharacterized. Lineage: Eukaryota; Metazoa; Chordata; Actinopteri; Mugiliformes; Mugilidae. The record is from RefSeq and is a predicted model, not a curated record. The transcript is spliced from 6 exons. The coding region runs from base 111 to 1118 and encodes 335 amino acids.
CUCAGAUAGAGACCGCAUGAAGUUUCGUUCCCUCCCACAUGCAUCCUUUUGGUAAACACUUUUGCUGCACAUCCAUCCAACUUUAACUAACAGCGCCCGCUGCUACCGCCAUGGGAAGACGACUUCUGUGCGUCUGUUUGUUUGUCUCCGUCAUUUUUAAAGAAGUGCCUGGCUUGAAGAUCAGGAACAAGCUGCUAGGUAAAUGCCUGCAGGUGCAAGAGGGAAAACUGGGUGGUAGAGUAUCACUGGAGGAAUGCAGCCCGUAUUCGUCUUUUCAAGAAUGGCUCUGGAUCCCAGAGAGCCAGGCACUCAGCAGUCAGCACACCCGGGAGUGUUUGACCGCCCCGGGAGAGCAGUACGAAGGGGUCCACCUGCAGCCCUGCGUCUUCAGAGCUGGAAGCAGUGGAGAGGCGGCAGAGGAUCUGAGCAGAGAGGCAAGCAGCCAGGCAAGCAGCCAGGCGUGGGCCUGCUCCAAGAAAGGCCACCUCACUUUGAUAGGGAGAGGGCUGCACCUUAGCGCCUCGCAAGAAUCCGCUUCGGUGUUUCUCUCAAGGGAACAUAAGCAGGGCAGCAGGUGGCGGACACUUGAUAACCAAACGCUGUGCAGUGGGAGAGACGGCGCACACAACCAAAACCAACCCCGCCAAUAUCGGGGAGACCUGUUGAAACUAAAUGAUGACUCCGAUAUAAACAGACAAGCUGAAACAUUGGGAGGUGUGAUGAUCACUGACGUCACAGAACCAUAUCCUGGAAGAGAUGCGACUUAUUCGUCCUCGAGCACCAAAUCCCCUGCAGAUCCCACUAUGGUUUUUUUCACCAUGGACUACGGGAUGGGCUGGAAGAUAACCAUGCUGGUACUCAGCUCUUUGGCUCUGGUUCUGGGGACUGUGAUUCUUAUUCUCAAUGUCUACUCUAACAGACGGAAGAAGGUGGUGUGCGUUCUGAAGUCGUACACUCCGAGACCAGAGGCGAGCGUUCCCGGGUCCCCGGUCGCCAGCGAAAGAGCCCGACUGACAGAGCACGCCAUGCGCCUCCCCCAGUCUACCCCCACUUUACAGCGAGGAGAAAUCCUGAUUGAGUGGAAGGAUGGUACUGUUACUCCUCUGUACGAGGCCUGAAGGUUGUACUAUUUAUGCAGACCUUGUUGUGGUAGUUUGAACAUUCUGGUUUCUUGAGCAGGGGUAUGCAUGCAAUCUGAAAGUCAUGGAAAGAGAGUUAAUAUUGAAGAGAAAAACGAGGGUAAAGUAAUGUCACAUUUUCUGAUCGGUUUCUGUGGUUGGCAGAGAAGAUGGUGUACUUGAUAAGCCAUUGAUAGAAAUGAAGUGAAAAGUUCAUGGCUAUAAGUCAGCUAGUAUGUGGAGCUGUCAGAGUAGAAAAGGGUGAAGCAUGAACUGGACUCAAGUUUUCAAAGGUAUGGAACCUGAAUCCCUCUUGGAUGAAAGGACUGUUAAACGAAGGCAUGCGCAUUCAGACGUAGUUUGUAGACUUUCUGUAAGUACCGUUUAACGGCUUAACAAAGAAUCGAUGAGAAGUCUUUAGUUGGAUAAAUACUUAGGAGCUAAUCUUUGUUUGCCAAGGCUUAAGCCUUGUUACAGAUGACACAGGUGAUGAUGGACACUGCUGCCCUCGCUCCUCAGCUCAGCUCGAAUCUAACGAUGUUUAGGUUUGCGAUUUGUGACACAGUGUCAUUUCCUGAGACUUUAACACAUUUUAGGUCUAUUUCAGGAAAAUGUAGUUGCAGUGGCAAUGCAGCUUUGUUGUGUUGCGGUGCAGCUGCUCGUAGAUGUUUGACGAAAGUUAUUGUCGUAACAUUUCAGGUUUUUUUAGCUUUUACUUAAUGUAUGUAGAGUAGUUAUGAUGUUUCCCCCUUUCCACAAAAUUGAAAUCUUUAGGAAGGGUUAAAACCUGUUCAUUUUGAUUCUUCUACUUACACAAAGUUUUAUUGAUUUAAGUUGCUAAUAAAGUGUUCUUAUAUUCACUUUCCCUGGAGCUUUAGGACUUUAGGACUUCUCAUCCAAGAUAGACCUUAGAGAAAAUGUUUAACUUGUUUAACUUUUAUGUGGAAUCAUCGAUGGACUACUAAUGAUUACGAUAUAUUUGUUACACUUUGGAUUAAAAACUAUAUUUUUGUAACUGUCAAUCAGUCAAUAAAAUACAGUGUACACCUUGA